AUGGACGCGUCAGCGCUUGAGCAGCAGAUGCUGGCUGCGGCCAUCGCCGCCUCGCUUGAGGAUUAUCAAAAGCAAGAAUCCAGCUCCACAUCCCGCAAAGUAUCGUCAGAAAAGACCAAGGAAAGCCCUCACAGCCUGUCUAAAGGGAGCGACAAAUUCAAGAGUGAACAGCCCAAGGAGAACCAGGCCAGUAAAAUUAGCCCACAGAGGACAUCCAAAGCAUCUAGACCAUCCACGCCGGUUGAGGACAAAGUUGUGGACCUGACCUACGAUUCUGACUCCGACUCAGAGGUGAAAGAAAUCUUCCCGAAAUCUAGAUCGACUGUGGGCUCGAAUACCGAUGAGGAUAUCCCACAGGAAGUGUCCGACAAUGAAAGCGACGACGAACUGAAACAAGCAAUCGCCAUGUCAUUGGAAAGUUCCCGGCAAGAUUCGAAAAAUUCAACAGCCGAAAUUCUUUCUUCCGGUCUUCAUGCAGACGACGGCUUGAAAAAAAGUACCCUUGAAACUGAAGUUGCUCAGAAGCCAGGAGGGCUCGGUAUUGACAGAAAGCAGAUGGAGCAGGAGCGUCUCGCACGCCUAGCAAAGCGUAAAGCUGGGUCUUCCCCUCCCUCAUUUCAGCCAUCUUCAAAGACAGCUCGUGUGGAUCCAGGCGAUGGCCCUACGCAUGCCUUGGCAGCAGAGCUCGCUUCUUCACGGACUGGGGGACUUGCCAAUAUCAGCUCCGUCAAGAAGCCAGUCGGUUCACUGCAACCAAAGCCUCGCCCUGCCAUUCAGUUCCCAUAUGGCGUGGUCAAGAAAACCUAUGUCGCUUUCGUUCCUCGGUCAAAUGAUGAUAUCACCAUGGAGGAAGUAUUCCAGAGAGAGGAUCUGAAGGUUGCUGUACUCAGCUCUUUCUUGUGGGACAUGGAUUGGUUGUUCACAAAGUUCAACUCAAGGACAACCAAAUUCAUCUUGAUGAUGGGGGCUAAGGAGGAGGCUACUCGCAAGCAAUAUCGAGAAGAAACAGCCUCGAUGCACAAUCUCGAUCUGUGUUUCCCACCUAUGGAGGCGCAAGUCAAUAACAUGCAUUCAAAGUUAAUGCUUUUCUAUCAUCCCACUCAUCUGCGAAUCGCCGUUCCCACGGCAAAUCUAACGCGGACAGACUGGGGUGAGAAUGGUUUGAUGGAAAAUACCGUCUUCUUGAUUGAUCUGCCUAGAAUCACUGCCGGUUAUCAAGGCAGGAAUCUGGAUACUGCAUUCAAAGAAGAGUUGGUCUAUUUCUUGAGAGCUUCUACACUUCGUGAAGAUGCAGUCAAAGCUCUCAAUGAAUUCGACUUUACGGAGACCGCCCGCUACGCUUUUGUUCAUACGAUAGGCGGAUCACGCGUUGGCGAGGCAUGGACGCGGUCAGGCUACUGUGGGCUUGGUCGCGCAAUAACACAGUUGGGCUUACAGCCACCCGGGCCGAUCAAUAUUUCUUAUGUUACAUCGUCAAUCGGAUCGUUGAAUGAUGACUUCCUGCGAGCCAUCUAUCUUGCCGCAAAAGGUGAUGACGGCAUGACGGAUUACAAUCUUCGUUACACACGAGAGUCAAGCACUCAAACGCAUGAUCCUCAACGCAAGGAGAUGCUGCGUAUGGGCAAUGAAUGGAAAGAUCGCUUUCACGUCUAUUUCCCCUCAGACCAGACUGUGCGUCUUGCGCACGCCGACCCCGAUCGAACUGCAGGCACCAUAUGUUUCUCGUCGCGAUGGUGGCUCGGUGCCAAGUUUCCUCGAGGGGUGCUCAAGGACUGCGUGAGUGAGCGCAGAGUUCUGAUGCACAACAAGCUCAUGUAUGUGUGGCCUUCUGAGCCUUUCAAGAUGUCUGAUGGCAGAGAGUGCAAGGGCUGGGCUUACGUCGGAAGCGCAAAUAUUUCAGAAAGUGCCUGGGGAAAAUUGGUGAAAGAUCGCUCUUCGGGCCAUCCAAAACUCAACUGCCGCAACUGGGAGUGUGGGGUCAUCGUACCUGUUACAGCUGCCAGCACUGAAUCUGCAUCCAGCGUCAUUGACACCAAGGGUGCAGUAUCUGACACAAUCUCAAAGUCUCAAUUUGAGGCACAAUCUCUUCCUGUCAAAGUCUUUCACGACACCGUGCCUGUCCCUCUGAAGAUACCCGGAGCUGACUUGACUGAGAGCCGCCCGCCAUGGUUUUUCCACGACUGA
This is a messenger RNA of Penicillium diatomitis, 2184 nucleotides long. RefSeq lists its product as uncharacterized. The transcript has 8 exons. The coding region runs from base 1 to 2184 and encodes 727 amino acids. Gene Ontology annotation, biological process: single strand break repair; double-strand break repair. Gene Ontology annotation, cellular component: nucleus. Gene Ontology annotation, molecular function: double-stranded DNA binding; single-stranded DNA binding; 3'-tyrosyl-DNA phosphodiesterase activity. NCBI's taxonomy places the organism in Eukaryota, Fungi, Ascomycota, Eurotiomycetes, Eurotiales, Aspergillaceae. The record is from RefSeq and is a predicted model, not a curated record.